Colius striatus (speckled mousebird) is the source of this 4521-nucleotide messenger RNA. RefSeq names its product LIM domain binding 2 (gene LDB2). NCBI's taxonomy places the organism in Eukaryota, Metazoa, Chordata, Aves, Coliiformes, Coliidae. The record is from RefSeq and is a predicted model, not a curated record. The coding region runs from base 401 to 1318 and encodes 305 amino acids. Gene Ontology annotation, molecular function: LIM domain binding. Gene Ontology annotation, biological process: negative regulation of transcription by RNA polymerase II; nervous system development; positive regulation of transcription by RNA polymerase II. Gene Ontology annotation, cellular component: nucleus; transcription regulator complex. The transcript has 8 exons.
GCGGGGUCCUGGCUGGGAGAAAUUAAACCCAAACCUUAGCCCUCUGUCAGGCGCAGAGGAAAAUCAUAUUUUUGAACUAGUCCACAGCGUGGACAGGAAAUGACCCCUCCAGAAACUGCUGCUUUAAAACCGAGCGGCGGUGCCUGAAGCUCUCCAGCCUCUCUCUCCCCCCUCCCUUCUCUCUCUCUCUCUCUCCGGAGCCUGUGCGCUCCCGCUCCCGCUCCGCUCCCCCCCCCUCUGCUGUGGAGGGCUCCCACGGCAGUUCCCAGCCAGUGCGUGCAGCCUGGAUGUGUGUGUGUGUGCGCGCUGCUACUUUGUACUGUGAAGAACACACAGCCCAUGUGCUCUGUAUGGAUGUUGAUGAUACUCUGUGUAGCUUGAAUCUCUGCAAGCAGGCAAGAUGUCCAGCACACCACAUGACCCUUUCUAUUCUUCUCCUUUUGGCCCAUUUUAUAGGAGACACACACCAUACAUGGUGCAACCAGAGUACCGAAUAUAUGAAAUGAACAAGAGGCUGCAGUCGCGGACGGAGGAUAGUGACAACCUCUGGUGGGAUGCCUUUGCAACUGAAUUUUUUGAAGAUGAUGCAACCUUAACCCUUUCAUUUUGUUUGGAAGAUGGACCAAAGCGAUACACAAUUGGAAGGACCCUCAUUCCUCGUUAUUUUAGCACUGUCUUUGAAGGAGGUGUAACAGACCUGUAUUACAUUCUCAAGCACUCAAAAGAGUCAUACCACAACUCAUCCAUCACAGUGGACUGUGAUCAAUGCACCAUGGUCACUCAGCAUGGAAAACCCAUGUUUACCAAGGUAUGCACAGAAGGACGUCUUAUCUUGGAGUUUACUUUUGAUGAUCUUAUGAGAAUAAAAACGUGGCACUUUACUAUUAGACAGUACAGAGAAUUAGUCCCACGCAGCAUUCUAGCCAUGCAUGCACAAGACCCUCAGGUGCUGGAGCAGCUGUCCAAAAACAUCACUCGAAUGGGUCUGACAAACUUCACCCUCAACUACCUCAGGUUGUGUGUAAUACUGGAGCCAAUGCAGGAACUGAUGUCAAGACAUAAAACUUACAAUCUAAGUCCACGGGACUGCUUGAAGACAUGCUUGUUUCAAAAAUGGCAGAGAAUGGUGGCCCCACCAGCAGAACCCACAAGACAACCGACAACCAAACGGAGAAAAAGGAAAAACUCUACCAGCAGCACUUCCAACAGCAGUGCUGGGAACAACGCAAAUAGUACCAACAGCAAGAAAAAAUCAGCUGCUGCAAACCUCAGUCUAUCAAGUCAGGUACCUAUCUUCAGAUUAAAUACAUGGGGCUAAGCAAACCUUGAUCAAUGAGGUGCAAUAGUACUUGCUGCAUACACAUUCUUCUUCAGAAACAGGAGGUUGUGCCAUUUCCUCUACCUGCGCCACUUUCUGAUCAGUUCUUCGGGCAGGGACAGUGCUGACAACACAGAGCCAAGCCCAGAAAGUGAAAUUACAGGAUUGUCUUUCCAUGCGUGGGCCAGGUUGGCACUGCACCCUGAAGUUCAGCUGCUGAAGACUAAUCAGCCAGUAUCAUUUGAUCUCUUGCUGUAAGUUUAUUAGCACUUUGACUGUGCUGACAUAUCCUGAUACAUCUUUAAUGAUGUGGUGUCCAAAAGCAUGAAUGCCUCUUCCAGUGGGUGGGUGUGCUUCUUUCCUCUCAUCAGCAAUUUGAAAAGGGUCAAUCUCAGUCUGUCCUUCAUGUAUCCAUUUUGUAUAGUUUCUCAACCUUGCUAAAUCGAACACAGAGUUUGAUCACUACUUGUACUGUUAUACUCAUUUUCGCUUGAAACGCUGGGAAGACCAGUGUUUUCUGUAAUUCUGGUAGUUACUGGUUGCAGACCUUCAGCAUCUCUUCUCAGUAUGACUAUUCCUGCCCGAGUCCCUUGUGUAACAUCUUUUUGACAUGUUAAAUAUUUCUCACAUUCUUAAAACAAACAUAGUUAGCCAGUGUGCCAACAGAUUACACAGCAUAAAGGGUUGGCCCAUUACUUGUCCAGCGGUGCUUUUGACCUGAUUCCUUUGAGUACUGAGACACCAUACUGCAGUGGGUUGGAAGCAGAACCAAGUGCCACUAAAAUGACUCCAAUAGCACACAUACAAAAUCGUUUUUCUCACCAGAAGUGUUUUUUCUCUCAGGCUCUCAUAGGCACAGGCUGUGCUUUCCACAAAUGCAUUGGCUUUUUUUAGUGCAUCUAGAAAGUUGGCAGGACAAGGAGCCAGAAGCUGUAGUCCACUCAGCUGUCUUAGUCUCACCACUCAUUCAAACUGUCCUUCGAUUUUUUCAUGUUCUUGAUCAUGGCUGAUCUUUGGAAGAAAUCUUAACCAGAAAUGAGAAGCACCAAUUUCCUCUGUAAAGAGUGAGCAAAGAUGAGCAAGACUCCUUCUGCAAGGUUCAUGGAAAACCUGCCUUUCUAAUGUUAGCCUUCCUAUGAUUUCAAAGAAAUUUGUUAUCUAGUUUGGGUGUGUCAUUGCCUUAUCAUUAGAAGAGUGAUAAUUUCCUCUAAUAUUGGAAGCUAGCUGCAGUGUUUUCCCAAGUCUUUGCUCAUUUUUCAAGCCCCUUUACUGGCUGAAAUGCUAUUCCUUUGCAUUUUGCAUAUUAUUCUAUUUCAAUUAAAACUUUCUUGCAAGCUCAGGGCCUUAUACAUAGAACAGUGACUUGUAUGUCAUGAUCUGUGGAUUACCAAGAAUGUACCAGAUCAUCAGAAUGGGUCAUUAUCACUUAAAUAUUACUUUCUCUUAAGUUUAAUCAAAACAGUGCACAGUGAUCCAUUUUCAUCUGUUUGAGUCUGGAAAUUCUACAGCAAUGCACAACUCUUAUAAACUCAGCUGUAGGCUGCUCUCAGUCAUAACCAUAGAAAUUAAUAGGUGGAUUUUGCUCUACUUUACUAAUGAAGAUCCUGUUGAGAGUAACACUUUAACCAUGAAGCCAGUGAAAUAUCAUUUGUAUUGGAAAGAAUAAAGCAUCACCACAUGCUACCAAGUAAGUCAGAUGUUCUUUGUUACAUCCAGAGACUUAAUUAGAGCCUCCUUGCACUCUUUAAGCAAGUUACAUACUUCCAUAAUCUCUCUUUCUCUUGUAGUUCUCUGUAAGCUCCUCAAAAACCAAAUCCAUAAAUAAACCUGCUAAUGUGGAAGGAAGCAAUAGAAUCUCUUACGUGUUUCAAAGAUGGGGUAGGUUUAGGUGGUUUGAAAUGGAUGUCGUAGUACCAGAGCUACGGUUCCAGGGCCAGAUUAGUGUCAGAAAUUACCUUGCGUCUCAGAACUGCAGUUCAGAACCAAAGAUGUAGCUGUAAGGAGAAGAGAAUGAACAAAUUGGUUUCCACUUUUUGUACUUAAGGAAAAUGAUUCCAAACAAGACCAGAAUGUCAGUUAACAGAGAGGACUAUGAUGAGAUGUGAAAGAUAGCCACUUUCCUCUAGAAAGCGUUUACUCUGAAAUCUAAUUAAAAUAUCAGUUCUGUUUCUGUAGAUCAUUUCAACACCAAUGUCAGUCCAGUGUUUUUGUUUGGAAGCAGUGACCAUUACAGAUGUGGAUAGCAAUGGGGCUCUCAGUCAUUAACAAUUUUUGUGGCAGGGAGCUAAGAAAUCGAUUAGUAAAAUAAUUCACCACUAACACAAUUCUGUAACAAGGAAGGAAGGAAUGCAGGCAGGAGGAGAUACCCAUCUUCUUUUGCCUUAGCACUUAGAGGUAUGCUGGCUACUAAAACUAAUGCAACUUCAAGUCCUUGGAGUAUUUGAACAUACACUUGAUACACUUGAUAAUUUGGGGGCUUUAAAAAUUCUCUGGCUUGCAAAGCACUGUUUGUCUACUUCUGGGGACUGUGGCACCAGAGCUACAAACCAAUCACUGUAACACAAUGAAUGGGGCUACAUGUUAACAGCAGCAAAGACGUUAGGCAUAGGGAUGGGGAAUUUUACAAGGGCCACCACACAUUUUUACCUCCAGAGUCCAGUAAGACAUUGUUUAUCCAUAGAAUGUUCUUAAAAAUCCAAAGUUUAAGAGCUUAGAUACGUAAUUGGGCAUAGCAGAGCUAAACUUUGAGCCUAGGUAUAAAAAAGAUGAAGCCUGAGAAAUGACUGGUCUGUUAAAUAGAAGUGCUUGCAUUUGAGUUGUUUAUGAAGUGAUCUUUGUGUAUAGUUUAUAUGCAUCAAUUUAAGUUUGGAUGGCAAUUAGGGUAUUUCAGGAUGAAAAGUAUGAUAUACAUGAAAGCUGCUUUUGUGGUUAUAUUACGAAAUAAUACAUUUCUAUCACAUAAUGUAAAAUAUCCACUGCUUUAUUUACCGUGCUUCACUGCAACCAUAUAGUAAAAUAUCGUGAGACAUUCCUUGACCAAAAAUGUUUCUAAUCACAGCGUAAAUUAAUAAGAUUGAGUGACUACAGUCUAAAUCUUUUUUAAACUAAUCUAGUCAAAUAUAUGCUACCAUAACUAGGCCAAUAGCAGUGUGUGCUGCCAUGCAAGAGACUAGGGUUUAAUUCUUGGAUUCUGCUUCUCACUC